Molecule: messenger RNA, 276 nt
Organism: Botrytis sinoallii
Lineage: Eukaryota; Fungi; Ascomycota; Leotiomycetes; Helotiales; Sclerotiniaceae
Exons: 3
Coding region: 1-276 (91 amino acids)
Source: RefSeq, a predicted model, not a curated record
AUGAAGGAAACGACCGGCAAAGUUGUAACCUCUGAGGGAUUAACAGGGAUCUAUCUAUCCCCCCUGAUCCACUUCCACCGGAGCACGGAUUUGCUAAAGCAUAUAGGUGAACCGAUUGGAAGAGCGCUGGAGGAGAGCUUAACAGAUAUGGGAAUCAUACGGAAAUACUACACCCCUCUUGUGAAUUUCGUUGAUGAUCAUCAAGGAUUUUGCUUUGAUUUGAGGUCCAGCCGUAUAGAUUCAACAGAUCUGCAAUUGUCUAGAUUGGACCCUUAA